Messenger RNA from Rotaria sordida, 2679 nucleotides. The record is from the annotation of a GenBank genome assembly. NCBI's taxonomy places the organism in Eukaryota, Metazoa, Rotifera, Eurotatoria, Philodinida, Philodinidae.
CUAAGACGAUAUUGAUUGUCAUUUUCUGAGUCAUUGAAAGCCGUUAGCCCGAUCACAUGUCUCCAAUGUGCAGCAAACAUGUGUUAAAAACGAGAAACAAGCUAAGUUUAAUCUUCAAUUCCAAAUCGAAUGGAUUACCCAGGUUCAUCAAUCCGAUACCGGAUCUCAUAGGAUCUUGUAAGAUCCGACCAGCCGACAAAAUCCUACACUGUAAAAAAAAUUCGUGGAAUAAUAAACCCUAGUACUUUAGGAAAAUCUUCCUAAACCCUUAAAGGGUUUAUGCUGGUGUAUUAAACCCUUAAAGGGUUUUUGUGCGAAAGGGUUUCUGAGAAAAAGGGUAUUUGAAAAUAAAAAGGGUUUAUGACUAGUGAAGAAGGGUUUAUGAUUAGUGAAGAAGGGUUUAUUGUUCUACGCUUUCGUAAAAAUGGUUUAUUAUUCUACGGCCCAGAGUUAAUUGUUCUACCCUUUCAUGAAAAGGGUUUAUUAUUCUAUGGUCAAGGGUUUAUUGUUCUACCUUUUCAUGAAAAGGGUUUAUUAUUCUAUGGUCAAGGGUUUAUUGUUCUACCUUUUCAUGAAAAGGGUUUAUUAUUCUACGAUCAAGGGACUAUUGUUCUGCCCUUUCAUGAAAAGGGUAUAUUAUUCUACGGCCAAGGGACUAUUGUUUUACCUUUUCAUGAAAAGGGUUUAUCAUUCUACGGCCAAGGGUUUAUUCUUCUACCUUUUCAUGAAAAGGGUUUAUGAUUCUACGGCCAAAGGUUUAUUGUUCUACCUUUUCACGAAAAGGGUUUAUUAUUCUACGGUCAUGAGUUUAUUGUUCUAUCUUCUCAUGAAAAGGGUGUUUUAUUUUAUAUUCGAGAAUAUAUCAACAUUCCUUUUGAUUAAAAGUUUUUGUUCUAUGUUCAAGGGGAUAUUAGUAUGCUUUUUCAUGAAAAGCUUCUUGUUCUAUGAUAUAAAAAAUAACUUUUCUACUUUUGGAUGUUGACUAUUCUUUGAUUAUUGUAAAAUUUUGGCAUUAGCAUGACGCACGCGUACUGAGAAGUGCAUCAUAAUGCACUUUACUAACUAUUCUAUUAACUUUGUUUCCGAACAUCAGCCAAAUUCUUGAUAUCAGCAAUUUCGAUUGGAUAAAAAAAAGGAUAUGAAUCGUCUUUUAUAGCAUUUGUGUUACUGAUAUUCUGAUAUUGAAUUUAUUGAGAAAAAUUUUUAAAAAUUAUUUUACAUAAAAAAAUAACUCGGUUCGUAUUUGGAGAUCUUUUUAAAGUUUUAUAUUUUGCGACGAUUUAUUCUAAGGAAUCAAUUUAAAUAAUAACAAAAAAAGUUUCAAAAAAAUUAUUAUUGUAUGCAUUAAGAUAAUUUUGAUCGUUGCGCAUUCUAAAAAAUUAUUUUCAUACAAAAAAAAAGAUUUUAUCGUAAUCUUAAAUUAAAAUUCAAUUUUAUGUAAGAUGUUAAUAGAUAAAUUAAAUAAAGAUGAAAAGUAAUAUUCUUAAAAAAGAUAAAUAUUUUCAAUUAAUUUUUUUCUUGUAUAAAAAUGUUAAAGCGAAUAAAUAUAAAUGAAUUUCAGCUUAAAUUAUUAUAAUAUAAAUACUUGUUACGAAACCUAUUUUUUAACAUUAAACUUAAAAUUAAAUUAAAAUUAUUCAUUAUUUAUAUUUGACUUGUAUUAAAUCAAAGUAAAGCAAACUUAUAUUUCUUUCGUUAAGAUUUUUUCUCAAAAAAACUUGGUGAACGUAAAAUUAUUUUGUUCUAAUUGGAAUAAAUAUAAAUUUAUUUUAGUUUUCAUGUACUACAAAUUCAAUGUUCUUCUUCAGAAUAAGAUUUACACGAUAUAAAAUGAUUUCGAAGUAAAACAAAAUAGUUUUAACAUUCAUCAAGUGUUUUCGAAAAAAGUCUUAACAAAAUAAAUAUAAAUUUCUUUCACUUUAAUUUAAUACAAGUCAAAUAUAUAUAAUUAAUAAUUUCAUUUUUUUAAUUGUCAGUCUAAUGUUAAACAAAAUAUCACUUAAUAAAAAAAUGCCCAGUUUAUAAUAAAUUAAUUUAUGUAGAAUGAUAUGAUAGUCUCAGCAUAUUUUCACACGAGUUGGCCAGAAUAAUCAAUAUAUUGUGGAUAUAUAGCACACAAGCAUUUUUUGGUUUGCUAAUCGUGAAUACUUUUUUUUCUAGUCACCAUCAAGUCUAUAUCCAUCAAUGGUGUUUACUGAUAAUACAAUCACUGUGUUUACAGAUUUUCUUUCAAUUAUUUCAACAACAUCAUCUGAUGAUGGAUUAGCACUUGUACUAGCAAUGUAUGUCGUUUUCGAACUAAAUUUUCUUAAAAAUGGUCGAGCAAUACUAUUUUUAUAUGCAAUCAUGUUUGGUGAUACAAGAUAUUUAUCAAAUAAAAUGCGUAGUCUAAUCAAGGAAAAGAAUAUUGAAAUUUAUACUGAACAAAAUCGAAAAAUCUGUGAAAGUACAAAUUUGGUUUCAAAUAGUCACUCAGCUGUUACUAAUGAUACUCAAUCUUCAUCACAAGCUAGUUCUAAUUUAUUAUCUGCUCCACUUGAUGAUGUUUAUCUAUUACAUAAUAAUAAUUUAAACAUCAGUACAACUAUUACAUCUACAGAACUUGAUGAUAUGAAUCGAAAAUCUUCAUCCAAUGUUGAUUGUCAAAAAAAUCUGAAUAUUUUUCAACAAAAAUCGUAA